UAAACUCACACAUCGAUCAUUUUCAAAGUAAGGACUUAGUGAGACCAUUGGCAUUAGUAGAUCGAUCAGGCCGACUCCAGAGAAACCCGCGGUGACCUAUGAUUGUUCUGCUUUGCCACAUUCUGCCUUUUUAUGAUGCUGAGAGAAACCUUUCCAAACAAACGAGCUAAAGAAGCCUCUAUUCUUCAUAAGUUACUCAACCCGGGAUUACGCUCAUUCCAGAAGCCAAAUAUAAGGUUCACAGGAGAUCUUUACGUCUAAGGGAAAGUUGAAUUCAACAAGGACACAGCAGAUUGCUGAGAGCAACCGUUUCUCAUCAACUCAGAGCAUGGAGACAAGAGUCCACACCAAGAUAACCAGGAAUGAAAACAUCUUGAACUGCUUGUACCAAAAGCCUAAUGCAGUUUUUAAGCUGAUUUGCUUUCCCUGGGCCGGAGGUGGCUCCGUUUAUUUUGCCAAGUGGGGCCAAUCGUUUAAUGACUUACUGGAAGUGCAUUCUGUAAGGCUGGCUGGAAGAGAAACUCGAUCCCAGGAACUGUUCGCAAGUGACAUCUACCAGAUAGUUGAUGAAAUUGUGCCUGCUCUGCUUCCCGUGGUCCAGGAUAAAGCGUUUGCAUUUUUUGGCCACAGUUUUGGAUCCUACAUUGCUUUCAUGACUGCACUGAGCCUCAAGGAGAAAUACAAAAUGGAGCCUCUGCAUUUCUUUGUGUCCAGUGCAUAUGCCCCCCACUCAAUAUCCCGGCAUUCAAUUCCUGAACUGAACACACUGUCGGAAGAACAAGUCAGGCACUACCUUCUGAAUUUCGGAGGCACCCCCAAGCAUCUCAUUGAUGACCAGGACGUUCUGAGUCAGUGCAUUCCCAUUCUGAAGGCAGAUGCUGCCAUUGUGAAAAACUUCCUCUUUGACACGCCCUCGGAGGCUCUUCUUUCUCAGGACAUAACAUGCUUUUUCGGAUCUGAAGAUACAGUAAAGGACAUAAAAGGUUGGGAAGACAUAACCAGCGGGAAGGUUGACAGCUACAUGCUGCCAGGUGACCACUUUUAUCUGUUGGAACCUAACAACGAGAACUUCAUCAAGAACUAUAUAACCAAGUGUUUGGAAGUGUCGUUACUUGCUUGCUUUUAGAUGGGCCUUCAAUAUGCAAACCAAUCACAAGCUGUCCCUCUAGCUCCUGAGAUGGAGCACUUUAGUGUCCAGAGAUUGGAAGGUGCACAUUGAUGGAUUUCUGUUAAGGGAGCUGCAGGCUCCCAGCCAAUGGCUAUCUUAUGCCCCAAAAUAACAGCAAACAAACUGUAUUCAUAUAAACACUGCUUGGCCCAUUUCUAUUAAUGUGUGUAGCACCACGAGGUGCGCUUACAAGGAAGAUUCUAGCCUAAGUCCACCCUGGGUCGGAACUUCAUCAUGUCUGCCUCAGAGAGCAGAGCUAUGGCAUCUGUCUGAGGCGUCUUACCUCACUUCCUCUUUCUCCCAGCAUUCUGUCUGUUUACUCCACCUACCUAAAGGCUAGCCUAUCAAAUGGGCCAAGGCAGUUUCUUUAUUAGCCAAUGACCUUCCUCCAUCAGAUUUCUUCAUGGAGCAUCUCUCUAUUUGGGGAAAUGGCUAAUGCUAAGGGUCAGGGAAGCGAGGAGUUUCUGUAGCUGACAGCUGCAGCAAGAAGGGGCUACUUUUCUUUGGGGGACGUGGCCACUAGUUGGUUACUCAUGCUCCGUGUGCACCCACUGGUCGGUGACUCAUGCUCCGUGUGCACCCUGGUGGCACAGCAGACAGCUCGAAUUGGACUCAGUGCACUGUUUAAAAAGAAGAUGAGAAGAGCGGCACAGAAUUGGGAGGGGCACACAUUGGAGGACGUCCAUGGGGGGUGGGUUGGAAAGGUCAGUGAUGGGUGGAUAUGAUCAAAACACAUGUAUGCAUUUAGGAAAAUUUCAAAGGAUAAGUAAAAAUAUUGUUAGAGGAAGAAAACUUCUGCUAGUGUCCUUUAUCUUUUCAUUAAAAUCUAAUUUGAUUGACUUUUAUAUAAAGUUUUAUCAACAAAGUGUCUUCAGGUGGGGUUACACCUGAAGCUUCUUGCAUUAUUCUA
Messenger RNA from Alexandromys fortis (reed vole), 2078 nucleotides. It is a transcript of the gene Olah, whose product is annotated as oleoyl-ACP hydrolase. The record is from RefSeq and is a predicted model, not a curated record. The transcript has 8 exons. Gene Ontology annotation, biological process: lipid biosynthetic process. NCBI's taxonomy places the organism in Eukaryota, Metazoa, Chordata, Mammalia, Rodentia, Cricetidae. The coding region runs from base 329 to 1126 and encodes 265 amino acids.